AUGCCGAAGAAGUCAAAGAGAGGAGGAGGAGGUAAAGGUGGAGGGAGGACGGAGGAGGAGAGGCUCCUGUAUCUGCAGCAGAGGGCUCAGGCCGAGGAGGAAAUGGCCAAGAAGAAGGAGGAGAUGCUCUUCCUGUUCCUGAAGGACAAGCUGCAGAGGGAGGAGAAGAACACGUCUGUCAACCUGCUGAAGAUCAAUGAGGGCUGGCGUUCCAUCCUGCGUCAGACCCGAACCGCCGAGCUCCGGAUCCAGGUGUCUGUCAUGAGUCAGACCUUCGAGAGGGAGUUGGACGGGCUGGACGGCAUCAUCAAGAACCUGGAGGGCGACCUGCUGGAGGCAGAGCGUCAGCAGGCUCAGGUGCAGCGCUGUCACCUGCAGCACCUGGAGGCCCUUUGGAGCCUGCAGGGGCGGAGGCUGGCGCUGGUGCAGCAGCAGUGGGAGGGCGGAGUCAAACACCUGGGCAACACCUUCAGCUCCGACAGACUCAUGUUUGUUUUUUUGUCUUUGUGUCUCAGGAGGCUCAUGGCGGAUCAGACCCGGCACAGAUACUUAGACCUGAACCAAAAGUCCCUCAAACUGGACCAGAAAUACGAGUCUGUGAUGGAUGAGAUUCACAACGUCUACAAUCAGAGCAUCGCCUUCUUCCACAACUCACUGAUGGACAAGAAGGCGGUUCUGCUCCAACAGUCAAAGGAGAUGAAGGCCCAGAAGGCGGUUCUGGUCCAGGACGCUCGACAGAAUUACACCGACAACAAGAAGCAGCUGGAGCUUCUGGAGACGAAAACACAGAGGCUGAUCCGAGAGAUGGACCAGGACGUGAAGAAGGCCCAGGACAUGCAGAAAUGUGUCUCUGCGUUGUGGACGUUGCUGAGCUCCAGUCAGGCCGAACAGGAACCGGUCAUCCAGGACCUGAUCUCAUCCAAAGCCGCCGUGACCCGUAGAACCCUCCGGCUCCAGGACCAGCUGACGGAGGCUCGGAACCGGGCCCAGAAGCAGCUGACGGUCCUCAGCGUCCAGAGCGACCGGGCCACCAGGACGCUCCAGGAUGUCAUCUUACAGGGUGAGAAGCUGCUUCGUCUUUCAGACAUUUGUAAGAAUCUGGAGGAGAAGCACCAGGAGUUCACAGGAGAAGAAGAUGAGGCCGACACGGACCGACAGAAACCGGAGGAGGAGGAGGGGCUCCCGGAGCUGCGACGUCUGAUUGGUCGGUACAACUCGUCGCUGCAGCUCAGAGCAGCUGCGAGGAAACGGCGAGAGGAGCUGCUGAGGGAAAACCAGCAGCUGAAGGUCCUGCUGCAGCAGCACCUCGAUUCCCUGACGGUCAGCGAACGCACCGUCGCAGGACGCCACGCCCUGCUCACUGUGAACCCAGCCCCGGUUACCAUGACGACCAGCCCGCCAGAACCAAGGCUGCGUCACACGGUGGUGGAGGCCGUUCACGCGUCCAGAUACACGACCUGACGACACAGAACCCAACAUGGAACUCCUGUGAGUCCAGGUCCCACAUUCAGAGCAGGAUGAUCCAAAGGGGGUCAGAC
This is a messenger RNA of Sphaeramia orbicularis (orbiculate cardinalfish), 1538 nucleotides long. RefSeq names its product dynein regulatory complex subunit 2 (gene drc2). The transcript has 9 exons. NCBI's taxonomy places the organism in Eukaryota, Metazoa, Chordata, Actinopteri, Kurtiformes, Apogonidae. Gene Ontology annotation, biological process: regulation of cilium movement; cilium-dependent cell motility; axonemal dynein complex assembly. The record is from RefSeq and is a predicted model, not a curated record. Gene Ontology annotation, cellular component: axonemal dynein complex; axoneme. The coding region runs from base 1 to 1461 and encodes 486 amino acids.